Messenger RNA from Peronospora belbahrii, 3324 nucleotides. The record is from the annotation of a GenBank genome assembly. Lineage: Eukaryota; Oomycota; Peronosporomycetes; Peronosporales; Peronosporaceae.
AUGGAAGCUUCUGAUGCGUUUUCUUCCGCAAAAAGCCGUGCAUUCUCUUCAUCAGACGAAGAAGUAUUGCCUGAUAUAAUUUCAGCCUCAAUAACGCCAAUAUUAGACUCACAGCAGCUUUAUAAAGGUAGACAUACGCGUGCGUUCUCACCUGCUUCUACCUCGCUUUUGGACACUGUAGGCGCUGAUCUAUUAAUGAAAUUGAUCCCUAUCUAUUGGCAUGGACCUGCAAGCAAGAAAGGUGAUUGGUUACCACGCUGGGAUGACGUAUAUUUGAGUUUAGAUGGUGUAACGCUUCGUGUCUUCGAGUCAAGAGGACGAUUUGUGGAGACGCAGGAGUUACAAGACCAAUUACAAAGAGAAGAUGAUACCAAGUCAUCUGUGAUUGAUAAGAAACAUAUCUAUACAGUACAAGCUGUGGACAAGGAGAAUGUCGGACGUCCUCAUGGUUUUUAUGUCAAGACUACGGAGAGAAACAAACUGUUACAUUUUGUGGUGAACAGUGAGCUAGAGAGAGUAUUGUGGAUUCAUUUGCUAGGUGCAGCAGUCAAGCAGGUGAAAAAAUUGCUGCCAAGGGCACAAAAACGACUGAAAGCAGCAGGCUCAAGCUUUGAAAACUCUUUGAGGAAGACACUGGCACAUGCACCUUUGUCUACGCCACAAAGAGCAAGAAUACAAGCUUUGACAUUGCUAGGAACGCCAGUGUGUGUGGAUUUGAACAUAUUUUACGACGCAUGGGGACGCAUUCAGGCGCGAAAAGGCAAUUUUGCAUUGCUCAUGCCGAGUUUCCACCCGAAUAUCACAUUAACGUCAAAUUACCCACCGACCGUUCCGAUAGCAGGUGAAUAUCAUGGACUUUCAGGCAUCUUGGUUUUUUUCGCGAAUUUUCAUAGCUCGAUAGAUGUGUUUCACUAUGGUCUCGAGCAUGUGGCACGGCAAGGAGAUCUUGCUGUGGUCUCUGGUCGCGAGACUAUUCGAAGUACGAAGAGUGGAAAACGCUUUCGACAUUUGUGGAAACAUGAAUUGCGGUUUGAAGCUGACGGUCGUAUCAGCCACAUUAAUCUUUUGGCGGACAAGACCGCAGCAGCUGUAGCAUUUGUUAAUAGCGGGAAAAGUGGAGCAGGUUCAGUAGCCGGUGAAGCGCGUGGACCAACGUUGGCUGCACUUCCACGUGAGCGCGAACGGCAAGCUAGUACUUGUCCUCCAGGUGAGAUUCGUGUAGUAUGUAUAUCUGGCGAGAAGUUUCGGAAUCGAAAGCCUCUAACUGGUACAGGUAGCGGAUAUAAGGUGAUUAUCGGUCUAAACGAAUUUCCGCAUCUCACGACAAGAAAGAUUUCAGGUACGAAUCGUACUGGCAGAAGUAGCAGUAGGGAUGUGACGACCACAAAUAGCGAUGGAUUGAGUCGCGUUGGCUCGUGGAAAUCGUACUCAACUCGCGUUGUAAAGUGCAGUAGAGGGAAAGGACCGUUGUGGGCCGAGACACUGUACCUUGAGUUUUCUGGAGCUGUGCCUGGUUCGACAGCCACUUUAUGCGUUGACGUGUGGCGUAUCAGUAUGAUUAGUGAUGAGCUUAUUGGUUGCGCCAAAGUAAACUUGGCGGAAUAUUUGGGCUCGUCAGAGGGGUCAGAAGAGAAAAUUGCAUCUGUGUCUGUACCGAAGUGGUUCGACAUCUACAGAGCUGAGAGUUUUGAAAAGAGUAUACGAGGGAAUGAUCGUGAAAGCUGUGGGCGUCUAGAGCUUAGCAUUAGCUUUGCCCCCUGUACGGAGGAAAAUGAUUUAAUGUGUGAAAAUGAUGAUGUGUGCAUGAGCGAGGAUGGAAAACAAUCGGAUUUAUCAACUGGUGGAAGUUCUUCCAUUCCAUGCGUGCGGACGCCAAAAAAUCGCAACAGUUUUGACAGGCUACGGGAGCUACACAAGGAGACUGUUCAAAACCAGCGGGUCUUCGAGCGUUAUUCGCUCGCAGGGAGUGAUGUACUUGGCGGUUUCGAGCUGGUGGAAACAACGGAUGGUGGCGAUAGCCAGGACAAGAAAAGUUCGCCAGAAGACGAAGAAAUGCACUCAUUCACGGUGGCUUCUACCAAGUUCCGUGUGCACAGGCGUUAUCAGCUAAUUCGUGCGAUAGGCCAUGGCGCAUACGGAGUAGUGAUCGCAGCAAGUGACCAAAUUACAGGAAACUCAGUCGCGAUCAAAAAUAUACCGCGUACUUUCGAUGAUCUCGUAGAUGCAAAGCGCAUUGUGCGCGAAAUUCGGCUGAUGAGGCAUUUGCGCCAUCCGCAUGUUGUAUCGAUACUAGAUAUAAUGCGUCCUCAAUCGCUUGCCCAUUUUGAAGACACGUACAUCAUUACAGAUCUCAUGGAGACUGAUUUGCACCGAGUCAUAAACUCGGCUGAAGCUUUAUCGAGUGAUCAUGUAGCUUUCAUCACGUAUCAAAUAUUGUGCGGGUUGCGCUACGCUCACUCGGCACAUAUUAUUCACCGUGACGUCAAACCAUCAAAUAUUUUGGUCAAUCGCGAUUGUCUAGUCAAGUUGUGCGAUUUUGGUCUUGCACGAGGUAUUGAUAUCCGCAGUGUCACACCAAGCAGUGUUGAUGGGAGCAAUACGCCGACAAACAGUCAAGAUGGGGAUUCUGCACUAGACGAAGCAUUGACAGAAUACGUGGUGACCCGUUGGUAUCGCGCGCCUGAGCUUUUGCUUGCGAGUCGAUACUCUACAGCGAUUGAUGUCUGGGCGGUGGGUUGUAUCCUUGCUGAGAUGUUUACACGCAAAGCUCUCUUUCCGGGUCACGAUCACGUGCAUCAAUUGCAGUUGAUCCUGCAGCUCGUAGGAAGUCCACCGGCAGACGAUAUGGAGUUUGUCACCAACACGAAGGCCAAACGAUGGAUGGCGCGUCAACAGCCGCAGGAGGCUAAACCGCUUAUUUCGGUUUGUCCUAAUGCCCCAACCGAGGCACUGGAUCUGAUGAAGAAGCUGCUGGAGUUUGACCCUCGUAAGCGAAUUUCAGUAGACGACGCGAUCGCUCAUCCGUUUCUUGCACCGUGUCGUGUUGAUGGUUUAGAAAUGGGCUCGGAGGGACUAGCAGAGAAUGCGUUUGACUUUUCGUUUGAGCGGGAUAACAAGGACAAUAUGGACAAGAAUACAUUACGUCGCCUCAUUUUUGAAGACGUGUGCUAUUUUCACCCGGAGGCUACUGCUGAGUUGGAACAAUUUACACAGGAGCAGAAACGAUUAAGGCGUUUAGAGGAGGAACAACGGAAGAAAGACGAAUAUACUCAAGCCAAAGUGGUAGCAAGUCGAGCAGGAAAAAGCUGGGUGGUAAGCGUCUAG